Molecule: messenger RNA, 1863 nt
Organism: Ilyonectria robusta
Lineage: Eukaryota; Fungi; Ascomycota; Sordariomycetes; Hypocreales; Nectriaceae
Product: amidase signature domain-containing protein
Exons: 9
Coding region: 1-1863 (620 amino acids)
Source: RefSeq, a predicted model, not a curated record
AUGAAGCCCAUCGUUACAUGCGCCGUCGCGGGUCUCCAGUACCUUAUUCAUCCUCAGAAACUUGGCUCUAUUCAAGAAACCAUCAAUUCAGACGCCAUCAUCCCGAUCACGCUCCUUACCACCGACGAGGUCUUCGGCGACCUCGAGGGGCUACUUCAGCUUCUCGAUGACUAUGAUGACGUCUUCAUUCCGGACUUUGGUUCCGUGCUGGUAGAAAAGCCAGGAAAUGGCAAUGCAAGUGCAGUGAACUCUCUCGAGGACUCUUCGGCGCGGCAGGUUUACCACCUCGAUGACAUCGUCGGGCUGAGCGACGACUUUGCGGAAUUGCCAUCCGGGCCUUACUUUUUGCACGGGCCGAAUCUCCACCAAGCUUGGAGGCUGUAUGACGAUGACUUGGGGGCAUUUGCCUUUGGUGUUAUUCCCGACGACGUCAAUCACCCAGACGAGUUCCAAGUCCUGAGUUCAUUAUCUUCCCAGGGUAGCUCCAAGUCAAUUGCUGUUCCUUCAAAACUGUACCACCCUCGGCCUUCUCUCCGGAAACCUCUCUCAGGCAUCCGCGUUUCCAUCAGCGACUUUACCUCACUCAAUGGCACAGGUUCGGCUUUAUCUAGCCGAGCCUGGGCGUCUCUUUACAGCACUCCCUCUAUGACCACAGCUGGUCACGCACGAAGUCUAAUUGAUCUUGGCGCGAUCAUUGUUGGCAAGACAAAGACGUCCCACCUGAGUACCGGUGUCGAGUGGGUGGAUGAGCAGGCCCCGUGGAGUGCAAGAGGCGAUGGAUAUCAGACGCUGUUCGGUCCAUCUGUGGGAGCUGCGGCUGGUUUGUUAGGAUAUGAGUGGCUGCAGCAGAGCAUUGGUUGCGAUGACCAUGGCUUAGCGGCCCAGCAUGGCCUCUAUUCAAUCGCCCCUUCUCUUGGCAGCGUCUCUUUCACUGGCAUCAUGAAAUCUUCCAUCUAUGACAAUGGACGUUUAUUCAGUCGCAACCUCAAGGACCUUCUUCAGAUGACCCCUACUCUUGGUAUCAUUUCUCUCGAGGUCAACUUACCCCAAAAGAUCAUAUAUCCGGUUGAUCUGCAUCCGACCCUGAAUGAGAGCCAACAACGCUUGGUGGACGAAUUCGUUUCUACUCUUGAGGAGUUCAUGCGAGUCAGGGUGGAAAAGGUCAAUCUCGGAGAGAUGUGGGCUAAAAGCCGCCCAGUUGAAUCCCGUGGGGAAGGGAUGCAAAUAUACAUGAAAGAUGUCCCGUUCCACUCAUGGUGCUACGAAUAUUAUCAUGCCUUUGAUGAUUUCAGAGAUGGGUAUCGCGAAAAGUUUCACAGGAACCCAUUCGUCGAGGCGACGCCUCAGUUCCUUUGGAACGUGGGUGAGUCGAUUACCAAAGACGAAUACAAGGAGCACAUGCAGCGCCUCAAGAUAUAUCGCGCAUGGUUCCACGAACACAUCAUGUCCUUAGAUGCAACCCCCAACGCUGAAACCAUCAUGAUCUUGCCCUGCGGGACUUCUGACACCCGGCACCGGGACGACACCACAAGUCCACCAACCACCUCCUCGGGGGUUACUCCCGAGUACCUGGCUUCCAUAUUGGGGGCACCGCAUCUAGCCGUCCCUUUCGCUCAGCUGCCUUACUACUCCCGCAUCAGUGGGAGAACUGAAUACCAACCUGUUUGCGUCUCUCUCAUGGGGAGCUUUGGGAGUGAAGUUGGAAUGAUUCGCCUCGUCAAACAGGCUUUUGAGCAGGCCCACUGGCCAACAGAGGUCAGCGCCGGACGCUUCGCCUUCCCUCUCGAGAAAGGCUCCCACGCUGCCAACAACGAGGAUCGGCUCCUCAUGUUACAACCUCAGGGCCUAUCGGAUGAACUGUGA